UAUAAGGCUGGGGAUGUUUAGACAAUGCUCGAAGAUGACGGAUGGUGAUGUGUGUGUAGGAGCAGCGGUGGCGGCUGUCGAGCCCCUGGAAGGACGGGCGGUGCCGAGGCGCAGGUGUCCGGCCCCAGGGACACGCCGGGGAUGCUGCUCCGGCACGGGGAGCGCCGGGCUCGGGCUCGCUGCUGCCGCUGCCGCUCCGUGCACGGAGCCCGCUGCAAAACACUACGCAGACCCUGGCAGGGCGGCACUGUGCGGGGCCCGGAGGCUCCGGAGGCGGAGGAAGUGCAGAAGACGAAGCGAGCAGGGAAGCAAAUUCAGGGGAGCCGUUCUGGAGGCUGCAAGGAUUCUGGAAAUGGAGCACGGGGGGCGGGAGGAUUCACACAGCAUUGCUGCGGAAACGCUGAAUCACGCCGGGCCGGCGCCCAAGGCCGCGCCGCGGCGGCACCGCCGAUAGGGCCGCGCCGUGUGGGCCGAGCCUGGCCCGGCCCGGCAGCGCCGCCCCCGCCGCUCCCUCCGCGCUGCGACAGCGGGGCGCGCCCGGCCCGGCCCGGCCCGGCCGCGCCGCUGCUCCCGCCCCUGUCACCGAGGGGUGGCACAAAAGCCUCGCCUUGGCCCGCUCGCAGCUGUUGUAGCGCCGCGUUCUGCUCUUGGCCGCCGUGUCCCGGCUCCUUCUCGUACGACGAGGAUGCGGGGCCUGGUGCUCGCUGCUUUCCUGCUGCAGAGCAUCGGCGGCUCGGGCGCGUUCGCCGCAGGGAGGAGGAAUGUGGACCCCGAAACGAACAUGAACAUCAGUGAAAUUAUUACCUUCAGAGGAUACCCUAGUGAGGAAUAUGAAGUGACCACAGAAGAUGGAUAUAUUCUUUCCAUUAACAGAAUACCUUAUGGAAGAAAAGGCCGUGAAGGAAGCGAAGGUCCAAGGCCUGCUGUGUUUCUGCAGCAUGGUUUGCUUGCAGAUGCCAGCAACUGGAUCACAAACUUGGAUUACAACAGCCUUGGCUUUAUGCUGGCAGAUGCUGGCUAUGAUGUGUGGCUGGGAAACAGCAGAGGGAACACCUGGUCCAGGAAACACACACACUUCACGGUGAAGCAGGAAGAAUUCUGGGUUUUCAGCUUUGAUGAAAUGGCUAAAUAUGACAUUCCAGCCUCAGUGGACUUUAUUUUGAAGAAAACUGGCCAGGAACAAGUAUUUUACAUUGGCCAUUCACAGGGCACCACAAUGGCUUUUAUUGCUUUUUCAACUUUGCCACAGCUGGCUAAGAAAAUCAAAAUGUUCUUUGCCUUGGCACCAGUAGCUACUGUCAAGUUUGCCACUAGCCCUCUGGUGAAAUUGGGAUUCUUUCCUGACAUGCUGCUCAAGGACAUGUUUGGAAAGAAACAAUUCCUCCCUCAGAAUUUCUUGCUGAAGUGGCUUGCUACCCAUGUUUGCACCCACAGAAUACUCGAUGACCUUUGUGGCAACCUAUUCUUUCUUCUAUGUGGUUUUAAUGAGAGAAACUUGAAUAUGAGCCGAGUGGAUGUGUAUUCAACACACUGCCCUGCAGGAACAUCUGUACAAAACAUGAUCCACUGGAGCCAGGCUGUGAGGACUGGGGAACUCAAAGCUUACGACUGGGGAAGCAAAGCUGCAAAUAUGGCUCACUAUAACCAGUCUACUCCCCCUUUCUACCAAAUAAAAGAGAUGACGGUACCAACUGCAGUGUGGACUGGUGGACAGGACUGGCUGGCAGACCCAAGGGAUGUUGCUAUGCUGCUCACUCAGAUCCCCAGUUUGGUUUACCACAAAGACAUUCCAGAGUGGGAACAUUUGGAUUUCAUCUGGGGCCUUGACGCACCUUACCGCAUGUAUAAUGAAAUAAUUAGCAUGAUUAGGAAGUUAUCUCUAGACUGACAUGGGUAUUGAUUCACCAGGAAUUUGUCAGUUUUUUGGAAAAUACACUUUUCUGGCAAUAGUGCUACAUUGCUUAGCAUAAUGCAUUUUUAAAAUGCCAGCAAUGACUACUAAAUUGGAUCAAUAUGUGCUUGUUUUUUCUCAGUAUUAUUUCUCUCUCUUCACAGUAUUUUGCUUAUUUUGCACACAGUGGCAUGGUACUCAAAACACAGCAAUAGGAUCUAGCACAAGAGUAUGUCAUGUGCACAUAAAUGUAGUCACCUGUCUGAAAGACAAAUUAGACAAGUUAGUCCAUUCAGCACCUCAGGUGCUUGACACUUAAAAUAAGUGUUUCACUGUGCAUAAAACACAGCCAUUUCUCAGUAUGUGGCCAUUUCUAAGUACCUUUGAGAAGUACUUCUUGUACUGCAGUGACCUAUUUGGUGCUGGCACUUUACAAAGCACUUAGUAACUUUUUCCUGUGGUAUUAAUUUAGCCAAUCACGUAAAAUCAGAUUACUUCCCUUUUCAAUAUUGCCCAGAAGAACUGUGGUGAAGCCAGAGAAACCACUGUCAGUUAAAAUCUCCAAUUUUGGGACUGAUUCAUUGCUGCAUUUUCUUGCUUUGAUGGUAUCCCUGAAGCCUUUAGUGUUUCACAUACCAGCUGUGGAUAGAGGUCGCAAUUUGCCCCGGCAGAUUCCUGGAACAAGAGUAAUGUUCAAACAAAACCACUUUCAGUCAACUUUGUCAAUAGGUUGUGGCUUUCAAGGAGAGUGAUGUAACAUGCUUGUGUUUUGCACUGACCACUAACUAGAAAACAAGCUCCCCUGUCUACUGCUGGUGAGAGAAGAGCCAAAGCAUUAAUUCUGCUGCUUGAGCAACUUAAUUUCUGUGGACUUUCCCCCUUAAUCAUCUGCUGCAUUGAAGAUCUGUUUACUUCUUAACCACUUACAGGGUGCUCCCCACAGUUGUGUUCAGAAGCUAAAUAACAGCCUGGAGAAGCCUGACAGUAUUACAGCACCUCGAUUUGUCUACUUCAGACUGGGCUAAGACCCAUUUAAUGGGGAGGAGGAUUCACAUCUGCCUCAGGGGGCUGACUUUGGAGCUCCUUCCAUUGACUGUGCAGAGGACUUUGGUUUCUCUGAGAUGCAUCAAAGUUCUGUGCCAAAUGAACAAUCUCCAGAGUCAGUCACCUCAGUCCAGAUGAUAAUUUCUGUGCCAUAGUUGGAUUCAACUCAGAUUUCUUCAGUAAUCCCAACAGGAUAAAGAGCCUUUCUCCAUGUCAUAGGAAAUAAUGCAUUUUAAGUUGAGGCAAACUUAUUUUGUAAAAAAAAAUUAAAAAAUAAAAAAAAAUUGCAGAAAUAGACACAGGUUGUAAAUUAGGACUUGUUUCUUUGGGUUGUUUUUUUUUUUUUUAUUCCUAAUUCAGACUCAGGGAAUUCUCAGGUGUUGUUUAGGGACAAAGUGGUUCAUUGAUUCGUGAGACUUUCGUCUUUUGUGAAGCACAACCAGAUGUGCUUUACUUUGCUGUGCUGAAGGGAAGCUUCUGUAGGAAUCCAGGGUGGUUAAUUUAACAGUUGUGAGGGUAUGUGGUAUGGCAAGAGCCAUGUGCAUCAUGUUUAUUAAGCUUGAGCUAUUUCAAUAAACAUGAGACCUGCUUGGA
Messenger RNA from Serinus canaria (Common canary), 3529 nucleotides. Its product is annotated as putative lysosomal acid lipase/cholesteryl ester hydrolase. The record is from RefSeq and is a predicted model, not a curated record. The transcript is spliced from 9 exons. NCBI's taxonomy places the organism in Eukaryota, Metazoa, Chordata, Aves, Passeriformes, Fringillidae. The coding region runs from base 686 to 1888 and encodes 400 amino acids. Gene Ontology annotation, molecular function: hydrolase activity, acting on ester bonds.